Fusarium keratoplasticum is the source of this 861-nucleotide messenger RNA. RefSeq lists its product as uncharacterized. The record is from RefSeq and is a predicted model, not a curated record. Lineage: Eukaryota; Fungi; Ascomycota; Sordariomycetes; Hypocreales; Nectriaceae. The coding region runs from base 1 to 861 and encodes 286 amino acids. The transcript has 3 exons.
AUGCUCAAGAACCUUCUCCUUCUUGGUCUGGCGACUUUUGUCGUUGGUCAAUCUGAUGACGAUGACAUCCCUACUGGUGCCAGCGUCACCGACGAUGAGAUGGGCCCGGCGGCCUUCAUGUGGCCGGCUGACAGAGUCUGGGCUGGCGAUGUGGACAAUAAGGCUCCUUGUGGUUCCCGCGCUUCAGCUGGAAACAGAACCGAGUUUCCUCUGAAGGGCGGUGCUGUUUCACUUGUUGCUCAGGAUGAUUACUACGAUGCGAAGAUCAGCAUCUCUUACUCGGACGACCCUUCUUCUAACGAUGACUUUGAAACCUUGAUUCAGGAAAAGUCUAUCGCCGAUCUGAACCCAGGCCAUACCUGCGUCCAGCUGCCCGACGCGCCAUCCAAGGUCUCAGCCGGCGACAACGCUACGCUGCAAAUCAUCUACCGCGCCGACUGGGAUGCUCCUCACAACCAGACCUUCUACGCCUGCGCGGAUAUCACCUAUGUGUCGGAGGCCGACUUCAACUUUGAAAUCCCCUGCUUCAACGCCACCGAGCCCGGUGACGAUGAUAAGGAGGCUGGCGCUACUGCUUCUGGCAGCCCGACUGCCACUCACCUGUCGACCAAGGAGACUUCCGAGGCUUCUGAAGAUGACAAGGACGAGAAGUCGUCUGGUGGUUCCAAGGGACUCAGCGGCGGUGCCAUUGCGGGUAUCGUCGUCGGUUCAGUUGUUGGUGCCCUGGCCAUCCUCGGCGCGGGUCUGUUCCUCUGGCGCCGAAAGCAGCAGCAGGAGAGAAACGAGCGCAUUGCUCGCAUGGAGGAUAACGCUCGUAAGCACCAGUUGGCGACGGACAGCAUCCGCUCCUCCCAGGCUUAA